Molecule: messenger RNA, 1258 nt
Organism: Antechinus flavipes (yellow-footed antechinus)
Lineage: Eukaryota; Metazoa; Chordata; Mammalia; Dasyuromorphia; Dasyuridae
Gene: NODAL
Product: nodal growth differentiation factor
Exons: 3
Coding region: 3-1037 (344 amino acids)
Biological process (GO): BMP signaling pathway; SMAD protein signal transduction
Cellular component (GO): extracellular region
Molecular function (GO): cytokine activity; growth factor activity; type I activin receptor binding
Source: RefSeq, a predicted model, not a curated record
AGAUGGUUCUCGUCCUUCUCCUGCUGAUGACCUGGAAGACCGAGGUGUCCGCAUUCCCGCUGGAGCUCCCCUCCUCGCCGUCCCCGCUGGCUUACAUGCUGAGGCUCUACCACGGGCACCAGCCCCGCGCCCACAUCGUCCGCAGCCUGAAAGCCCAAGACGUGGUGAUGGAGGGACAGCACUGGACGUUCGCUUUUGACUUUUCCUUCCUGACCCAAGAGGAGAAACUGGCGGGCGCCGAGCUCCGGCUCCAGCUGGCGCCCUCGGGGGACCCUCCGGCGGAGGCCCCGAUCUUGGUGGAGAUCUUUCACCAGCCGCGGUGGGAGGACGAGGACGAGGACGAGGACGAGGCGCCGGCCUGCCCCGAGAGACGCCGGCUGGCUUCCUUUGUGGUCACCGACUCCCACGUCAGCUUCUCCUUGGACGGCGUGGUCCUGAGGGUGACAGAGGCCCUGGUCAAAGGCCUCGGGGCCCUGAGCGGCGCCGAGGACGCGCCGAGCGCGGCCCGGACGGACGCAGCGGGCAAGGAGUGCGGGCGCCGGGCCCCGGAACCCCCGGUCUCCGACGUGCUGCUCACGCUGUACUCCAACACGUCGGAGCAGCGAGGGCGGCCGGGCGGCUCCACGCUGCUCUGGGAGGCGGAGAGCUCGUGGAGGGCCAGGGAGGGCCGCGUCUCCCAGGAGAGAAGCAAGAGGAAGCACCGACGGCGGAACGGACUCACCGUCCCGCAGUGCAGGAGGGUCAGGUUCCAAGUGGACUUCAACCUGAUCGGCUGGGGCUCGUGGGUGAUCUACCCCAAGCAGUACGAGGCCUUCCGCUGUGAGGGAGAGUGUCCCAACCCCAUGGAGGAGAGAUUUAGCCCCACCAAUCACGCCUACAUCCAGAGUUUACUGAAGUUCUACCAGCCCCACCAAGUGCCCUCCACAUGCUGCGCUCCUGUGAAGACCAAGGCUCUCAGCAUGUUGUACCUGGAGAACGGCAAAGUCCUCCUGGACCAUCACAAGGACAUGAUAGUGGAGGAGUGCGGCUGCCGCUGAAAAGACCCCAGGGACGUUAGAGGGCCGUUCGAGUCAAAUCUCGACUCUGCUGUUGGCGAGGUUCCCCGCAGUGCGGGGAAGGCCAGGAGAGAAUGACACGAGAAGGACUCGGUGUCCACCAGAGUUGAGGUGAUUUGAAUCUGGCUCGAGAGACAAUUUUUGGAAGGGGACAACGGGACACUCGAAGCUCCGGUUGAGGAGCUUGCCCUGUUUCUUCCUUA